GUGUUGCCCUGCCUUAUAACACAAACAAGGAACGGACUCAGAAACAGAGACUGACAACAGCCUCUGUCGCCGAAAAUGGCUUACUUCAAUGCCCGACGCUCUCUAGCAACUCUCCUAACCCGCACUCUCUUUUCUGCUUCUGCUUCUUCCUCUCUCUCUUCUCGUUCUCGCAUAGCCCUCGCUCUCCUCAACAACUCCCCUAUUUUUAUCCCAAACACAGUCAAAAUCCUGACCCGGACCAAGAUAUCAGGGUCCGGCUACUCGCCUUUGAACGACCCAUCUCCGAACUGGAGCAACAGACCUCCAAAAGAAACGAUUCUUCUCGACGGGUGCGAUUAUGAGCAUUGGCUUAUUGUUUUGGAGUUCCCAGAAGACCCAAAGCCUUCUGAAGAAGAAAUGAUCUAUGCCUAUGUCAAAACGCUAGCUUCUGUUGUUGGCAGUGAAGAGGAAGCGAAGAAGAGGAUAUACUCGGUUUGUACGACGAGGUAUACAGGGUUUGGUGCAUUGAUUUCUGAGGAGUUGUCUUAUAAAGUUAAAGGGUUACCUCAUGUACUUUGGGUUUUACCGGAUUCGUAUCUUGAUGUUCCAAACAAAGAUUAUGGAGGGGAUUUGUUUGUUGAUGGGAAAGUCAUCCAUAGGCCACAAUAUUCAGGUUCAGUGCAGCCAUCUGGUAGCAGGGUUCGUGGACGGGGUGAAAGGCAUAUAAGAAGAUAGCCAUUGGAGACUACAGCGAGGAACAACCUGUCACCACCACCAUCAUCAACUUCCUUUUGUUUGGUUCUGUGUGGAGGCUAAGGUUUCUCCUUGAUGAAGGGAACUUAACAAGAAGAAUGCCCAUGAGUUGAAAGUGUAGAUACCUUAAUUAGGUUUUAUUGCUAGUCCUGUUGUCCAAAUAAACUCUUCCCACAUAUCUUGUUUGAUGGUGAUGACUCUGCUCUUGCUCUUAUGUCACAUUAACAUACUUUGGUUAAUGGUUAUGCAUUUUUAUCUAGCAUCUUUAUGAAAGUUGGAAACGUGAAAAUUUGCUGUUA
Molecule: messenger RNA, 1031 nt
Organism: Durio zibethinus
Lineage: Eukaryota; Viridiplantae; Streptophyta; Magnoliopsida; Malvales; Malvaceae
Gene: MORF3
Product: plastid developmental protein DAG
Biological process (GO): cytidine to uridine editing; mitochondrial mRNA modification
Cellular component (GO): mitochondrion
Source: RefSeq, a predicted model, not a curated record